Molecule: messenger RNA, 207 nt
Organism: Linum trigynum
Lineage: Eukaryota; Viridiplantae; Streptophyta; Magnoliopsida; Malpighiales; Linaceae
Source: the annotation of a GenBank genome assembly
AUGGUGGUAUCUCCUCCGUUUCCCGAUUCAACGGCGAGCAAAAAUCAGCGGUGCUGCGGUGUUGGUAUCUCCUCUGUUUCGCGACUCUGCGGGGAUCUGAAAGCUGCGCUGCUGCGGUGGUAUCUCCUCCGUCUUGCGACUCAACGACAACGACGAUUAAUGCGGAAGUCAGAACACAACGCGGCGACAGGCGGGUACUACGAUUGA